AUGUCUGCCUCGGCCGUUCAGACUUCCAUCAAGACCGCCCUCGGUGCGCUGCCGUCAAAGUUUAGCAAAGCCCGAAGCUCCGGUGCCCUAUACUUUUUCGAUAGCGAAGUGAAGGAUGUCGAACAAGAUGGCAAUCGAUUCCAGAUUCGAGUCUGCCCGGCUCUGCAGGACAAGGCAAAGGCCAAGAGGGAAGCUGAUGCCAAAGUAGGCAACAAUGAGCAGGAUCAGGCGGAACCCAACAAGUCUUCCCCCUUCGAGCCGCCUUAUGUGGAGGAUCUCUUCGUAGGAGACCUUCAGGGGUCGCAGGGCGAAGAAGGAAUGGCCAUGUUGCUCAACAAGUACGCAGUAUUACCCGAGCACUUGCUUCUCUGUACAAAAACCCAACAACCGCAAUCAAGCCCUCCUACCCCUCACCAACUACUCCUUACCUAUCUGACUAUACAUGCCGCAUCGAAACACUCGACGAACAGGUUGUUGGCCUUUUAUAAUGGUGGAGAAGGCGCUGGAGCCAGUCAGACAUGGAGACAUCUGCAGUGUAUCGAGGUACCCAGGAACGAGGGUGCACCGAUCGAGGAAUGGGUAGAAGACCUGGAAGUGGAGAGGAAAGACAAACCGUUUGUCAAUACGAGACUACCUCACCUUCACCUAAUGCAUCACCUACCUCCCGCCAAGAACCUGUCUAGCACCUGGACAGACGAGUCGCUCGACAAGAUGGAGAUGAGCCUGGCUUCGGCCAUGGUCUCCCUCUUGGACGCCAUGUACGAUGCUCUCAGGAGGAACAACGCCGGACGAGAUGGCGGGUGGAACCUGCUGAUGACCCUUGACCAUCUUCACUUGAUUCCCCGUUCGAAACCCAACUACCAACUACCCGGGGGCUCUAAACUGGAAGUCAACUCGCUCGCUUUCGCCGGAAUGUUGCUGGUCAAAUCGAACGAAGAGCUCGAACUCCUCAACAAGACUACCGAGACGAACGAGAAUGGGGGAACCCAAGGAUUGAUGAGGGUGCUGGAACAUUGCGGGGUACCGCGAGCUUGGGGAGAAUGGGAAGAGGCGGCGGAAGGGACCUUGGCUGAACCGGUUCAGCAGCAGCUGUAA
Molecule: messenger RNA, 1095 nt
Organism: Filobasidium floriforme
Lineage: Eukaryota; Fungi; Basidiomycota; Tremellomycetes; Filobasidiales; Filobasidiaceae
Product: ATP adenylyltransferase-domain-containing protein
Exons: 7
Coding region: 1-1095 (364 amino acids)
Biological process (GO): nucleotide metabolic process
Molecular function (GO): ATP binding; ATP:ADP adenylyltransferase activity
Source: RefSeq, a predicted model, not a curated record